ACAAUGUCAAGCCAAGCAUUGCAUUCUUGGCCUGGGGUCACCCUUCCACUGGUCAGGGGCACCAGGCAGGGGAGGGAGAGAGAAGAGCCAGGGGCUCUGUCUCUCUUUCCUCCAGCCAUCAUGCCCAUGAUGUGUGCGGGGCCAGUAUGACACCGUUCCUAUCCAGUCCAGUGUGGUGUUAUGUUCUUGCCCGUCCCCAUCAAUGGUGAGGACCCAGACUGAGUCCGGCACGGCCCCCGGCAUUCCCAGUGGUGGUAGCAGACAGGCCCCCACCAUGGACAGCACCGCGGCUGAGUCUCGACCGAGCACCAACUCGCUGCAACACACCACACAGCCGCCACCACAGCCUCGGAAGAAACGGCCUGAAGACUUCAAAUUUGGGAAAAUUCUUGGUGAAGGCUCUUUUUCCACAGUUGUUCUAGCCCGAGAACUGGCAACCUCAAGGGAAUAUGCUAUUAAAAUUCUAGAGAAACGUCACAUUAUCAAAGAGAACAAGGUCCCGUAUGUAACCAGAGAGAGAGACGUGAUGUCACGCCUGGAUCACCCGUUCUUUGUUAAACUUUACUUCACAUUUCAGGAUGAUGAAAAGCUGUACUUUGGUCUUAGUUAUGCCAAAAAUGGAGAACUACUUAAAUAUAUUCGCAAAAUUGGCUCAUUCGAUGAGACAUGCACCCGGUUUUACACGGCCGAGAUGGUGUCAGCUCUGGAGUACUUGCAUGGCAAGGGCAUCAUUCACAGGGACCUGAAACCAGAAAACAUUUUGUUAAAUGAAGACAUGCACAUCCAGAUCACAGAUUUUGGAACUGCAAAAGUACUAUCCCCGGAGAGUAAACAAGCCAGGGCCAACUCGUUUGUCGGAACAGCCCAGUAUGUGUCUCCAGAACUGCUCACAGAGAAAUCGGCGUGUAAGAGUUCAGACCUUUGGGCUCUCGGAUGUAUAAUAUACCAGCUCGUGGCAGGACUGCCGCCUUUUCGAGCAGGAAAUGAAUAUCUUAUAUUUCAGAAGAUCAUUAAGUUGGAGUAUGACUUUCCUGAAAAAUUCUUCCCUAAGGCAAGAGACCUUGUGGAAAAACUUUUGGUUUUAGAUGCCACGAAGCGAUUAGGCUGUGAGGAAAUGGGAGGGUACAGCCCCCUGCGAGCUCAUCCAUUCUUCGAGUCCAUCACAUGGGAGAACCUGCAGCAUCAGACGCCUCCAAAGCUCACUGCCUACCUGCCAGCGAUGUCGGAGGAUGAUGAGGACUGCUACGGAAACUAUGACAACCUCCUGAGCCAGUUUGGCUGUAUGCAGGUGUCUUCGUCUUCCUCCUCCCACUCCCUGUCCGCCUCGGACGCAGGCCUGCCGCAGAUGGCGGGCAGCAACAUCGAGCAGUAUAUCCAUGAUCUGGACACUAAUUCUUUUGAACUGGACUUAGAGUUCUCCGAAGAUGAGAAGAGGUUGUUACUGGAGAAGCAGGCCAGUGGAAACCCUUGGCACCAGUUUGUAGAAAAUAACUUAAUACUAAAGAUGGGUCCCGUAGAUAAGCGAAAGGGCUUGUUUGCACGACGACGACAGUUACUGCUCACAGAAGGGCCACACUUGUAUUAUGUGGAUCCUGUCAACAAAGUCCUGAAAGGUGAAAUUCCAUGGUCACAAGAACUCCGACCAGAGGCCAAGAACUUUAAAACCUUCUUUGUGCACACGCCAAACAGGACGUAUUACCUGAUGGACCCGAGUGGGAAUGCUCACAAAUGGUGCAAAAAGAUCCAGGAAGUGUGGAGACACAGAUACCAGAGCCACCCAGAUGCCGCCGUGCAGUGACACGUCCACGGCUGCUGCACUAGCUGCCAGGACACGUGCCCCAGCGUGGCUCGCCGCCCUCCGGGACACUUCCAGACCACCUGCCAGCCAUCUCAAGGGGGAUGCAGACGGCGGAACCUUGCAGCUUUUUUAUUUAAAAGAAAAGAAAAAAAUGCCCAACCACACAAAGAACAAAACCAAUAACGAAAAGGAAUUCAGGGUUGCUUUGCUUGCUCUCUGUGCUCUGUGGAGGCUCCCCAAGCUGUCCUUGCCAUGGGGACCCAGCGCCACGCACGUCUGCCUAAUUCCUGCCCGGGCGAGUGGAACAGACUUGAGUCACCAGCUCUGCACCACAUGCCCUGGUCACCUGCCGGCCAGUCCUCCUGUGGCGGAGGGGAGGGGCAUGUGCCUCCCAGAACCCGUCGGCAGGGAGCUGUGUGCACCUCUGCCGAGGGUGGCAUCCAUCUUUUUGGGGUGGGAGGGUUCCUGGCUUAGGUCUGUGUGCUCCUUUUCUUGUGUCCCUACUUGCUGCCCCCUGUGCCCCACCAGGGUCCCUCGCUCACCUUCUUGCAUAGCUCUGGCUGUGAGAUCUCUGUGGCUGUGCACACUCCAUGCCUUGUGUGUAUCGGGCAGGCUCCAGGUGGGGAGAUAUGGAGCGGGCUGUUGGGGUGCACUACCAGGCCGCUGCUGGGGUUGGAGGGUGCCAGCGGGCUUUGGGAUUGAAUGUCCCUCUGAGCGGGGUGGUUUUACAGAGCUAGAAAGCAAGCUCGGGCCUGGAAAAGGUACUGUCCAAGGUGGGCACCCGGUUGUGCUAGGAGAUAAGGCGGUGCCCUGCUCCGUGUGAGGCCACGGCAGCAGGGCAGACUGGGCCUGCGUCCCCCACGUGGAGGGGUGCUGCCUGGUGAGCGCCUCUUGAGUGCUUAGAGGGUGGAACAUGCAGAUCCCCCCACCCCAGAGCAGUUUGCUGGGGCUGAGGGACUCCGGGUGCCUGUGGUCUCCCAGCACGUUUACGUCUCCACAGUGAAAGUCUGGAAACCUUCUCAUGCUGCCAGGUCAUUUAUCUCCAUCGAGAUGUGGACCUUGCCCGGAAGAAAAUGUUGCUCACCUUGCACAAGGGGUAGGAACGCCACACUGGAGACCGAGCACCCAGGCCGCUCACCCCCUCUACUUUCAGGCUGCCUGCCUUUCACCUUGCAGAGGUGGCACAAUGCUGUAUACUGCAGCAGGUCCAGGAUUUACCAGUCCUUUGAUUUCUUUGCUGCUCCCUGGACAUAGGAUGGCUGUGGGCCUGGUGGGCUCGGCGUUCCUCUUCCUGCCCAUGUUGUCCCUGGAGGGCAGUCCGCAGUCCAGGUGGGAGGGAAGGAGGCACUACUGCUUGCAAGUUCCUCACAGGCACGUCUCUCUGCCUCUGGGGGAUGAACAACUGUGCGGUUUCCUUCAGGCUUUCACGAAGGCACCAGCACAAGGUUCACACGGGAAAGAUUCCCCCUGACGACUCUGCCACCCGUCUCGUAUUUCGAACAAACCAUCCGUCUCCCCCUGUGUUGACAGGUGGUCCAAAUCAAGAUAAAAGAUGCUUUGUCAAAUGGGUUUAGUGAUAAGAGUGACCCUUGUCAGCCUGGGAGGGAAGUGUGGCUGUGGAGGUCUCAGGGCAAGCGGUGAGGGUGCACAGGAGCAGAGGUGGGGCAAGGUUUCUGGUGGCUUCCACUGGGGUCUCGUGCACUGCUCUGUGAGAGUUGCGUGUGAGCAAACGAGCAUGUGUGCAUGCUCUUGGGAAACCCUGGGGAGCGGGACACUGUCCUGGGCCAGGGGUAUAGGUCAAGCUCCCCUCUUCUCCUCGCUUUUGAAAAGACUUGCUCUGUUCAUCUGCUUUUCAAACAAUAAGUCUCGCAGGCUUUCAGGAAGGUCGUUUCCAGCUUACUCCCCAUGUUGUUGAUACGUUUACUUUUCUCAGAACACCGGUGUCCGUGGGCAUGCAGUUGGGAGAGUUGGGGGCCCGCUCUUGCCCACUGUUCUUUCUGGGAUCUGGUUACAGGGACCUGGGCAGAGCUGGCAAGCAGAGCUGGCGUUGGGCUGUAACAGGAGCCCUCAGCUGAGCUGCUCUGGGAGGGACGCAGCUUCCAUUGCAUUCUUCCCCCUGCACGGCGCCACUACCUCCCAGGCUUCACCCACCAGUUCCAUCUUAACCUCCGAAACCAGAGAAUGAGGGGCUCAGGCUUCAGCUGGCAGCCAACAGAGCUGAAGGGACUGCCCUUGCCCAAGCCAGCGACAGCUGAGCCCUCCCUAGGCCAUCUUUCUCCUCUCGGAGCCUCCUUUCCCUUUUUAUUUUUUAAGGCACAUAAUACUCUUCCUGCCCCGUGCUUGUUCGUGUCACCUUUAGUUUUAUCCAGCUUGUCCUUAGAGCUGCUGUCCCGGCAUGCAGGUGCCUCCCGUUCUUAGACGUGGCUGUGGCCGUCAGUCCAGUGCGUACACAGCACACGUGGAAGUACAAGUGAUUCAUUCAAAGGGAGAAAGUGCCCUGUUGUUCAGCAGACCCAGAAGCCAUGUGUCUUACUGAGGGAAGGCAAGGACAAGGUGAGGUGCCAAACCACAAGCCCGCCAGGCAGGGCAAAUCCCACACUGCGUGGCUCCCCAGGCUCAGGUGGCCCACCGCACCUCACCCCUUUCUGGGAAUCCAGGGAGCCAGGCGCAGGUGGGGUGGUUUCCUGACCAGGACGGUGGAGGGGACGGGGGGUGGGGGGGUGGGGGGGGGUGGCUGGUGGCACUGCAGGGUGCCUGCUCUUCUGAACCCGCCCUACCCCAGGCCCCCACUACUGCCCUGUGGUAUUUGUGGCCCAGGCCCGUAGGGAUUGCGGGAGAUGGCCCUGUGGCACAGACUCCCCCAGGGCAAGGUGCCGGCACAGGAGCUCCAGGUGGUUCUGUACUUUCUAAAACAUUUGUGAGAAUAUCAACUGUAGGCUUACCACCCAGGAGAGACCACUGUGAACAUUUUGGUGUAUAGCCCCCCCCUGCACACAUUUGUUUGCUUUUUUAACUAAAUUGGGAACAUGAAACACCUAGUGUUCUGCAUCUAGCUUGUUUCACUCAAUUAUUUAUCUUCUGCAUUUCUCCACGUCAUGAACAAUGAUUAAAAACAUUCUUUUUAGUGACUGUAGAGCUUAAUGGUUAUAAAUUUUAUCAUAAUUUAUCUGACCAUUUCCCUGUUAUAAAACAUUUAGAUGUUUUUUGGUUUUUCACUAUUUAAAUAAUGCUGUGAUGAAUAUCCUCAUAAAUCUUUGAUUUUGACUCUGAGACUCUGAUCCCUGUGCCUCUCACCCCCAUUCCUAGAAGUAGUGUUUUUGGGUCAAAGAGUGUAUUUGUGUUAAAGGUGGUAUUAGUCAGUCUCUGUCUUGAUAUGAUGCUUAGAUGCUUAGAGUUCCAGUACAGAACCUAAGUUGUGUCCUACAGAUUCUGAACAAGUCAGUUUCUGGUAAGGUGUGUGUUCCAAAGAAUGUUUUAAUAAGACUGCUCUCCUAUUUUUUUUCAUAAUGCUAAAAUGAUACCAUUUAUUGCAGUCCAUUUGUGACCGACUUUUUUUCCAAAAACUAAUUUCCUUAUUUUUGUUGAAAGAAUCUGGUUAUGCUUGCAUGUUAUCUACCUUCCCCUCCCUGCUGCUACGGCUUUCAAGUGCUCAGUGAUAUUUUCAGAAGCUUGUACUGUGUCCACAAUGGUACUGAAUUUGCAUCCGCACAGGCAGCAGAGAUAAAAAGUGUUGAACUGACCUUGCCACACGCUUAGUGGAUGACUUGUAAUUAAGUUUGUAGACUCAGAAAAUCCGUUGGGCCAUUUGGAAUCAGUAAAAGAGCAAAUUCUCUCCUUGAAAAAGAGGCCAUGUAGGCAGUUGGGUUUUACAGAAGUUGAUUUGCCCCCAUGCCCUUCAGGUGGUGGCACUCAGUAGGAAGGUCUCCGCGGCUCUGCAUUCCGCUGUAGGCUGUAAGUGUGCGGGCCCGCGUGGGUUUCAGGGCUUCUCCCCUGCCCUCCCUCACCGUGUUGCAGGCUGUCUGGCCGUCUUCAAACCCAGACCACCCAAUUUGGUUUCAUUCCUAAUCUCUCACUUGAGUUUGGGGUCCAUUGAUGCUGAGGGGAGAGGUGUGUGAGAUUUAUUAGGGGCCAUGCUCAGUGUCACUUGAGUCUGCCAAGAUUUUGGCUGGGUUGUGCAGAAUUGGAUUUCCUGCCCUCCUCUGACAACCCAGGUCCCCUGUCCCCCAGGGUGGUCCUCAGACUGAGGGUGCUCACUCCCUUGCCAGAGUAUGAUGAAGGUACUGUUCUUAGGGAUGUUGCCAUGUACAUUUUAACACAGUCUCUUCAUCCAAAGCUCUGGAACUGAUGGUGACUCGAGUGGGUGUGGCACUUCCCUCUUAGGCGGCCUGCUGGCAAGUGCCUUAAGUCAGGAGUUGCCCCCCAAGUGUCUGGGGUGGUGCAGGCUGCUGGCCCAGGGCUGCCUGGGAGCACUGGUCUGGAGAAGGGAGCUGUGCCCACAGAGUGGGCCUGUCUGUAGCUGAAGACAGCUCGAUGGGCACCUGAACAGGCCACACGUAAACCUGAAUUGUCCCCAGAACCCACUUCUUCAGUAUGAGGAAGCACCAGACUUUGUGUACAGAGAACAUUUUUUACAAGAGGCAGACCUUUUUUAUAGUGUGUGAUCCACCCUAGUCCAACCCGCCUGGCAGGAUGACUUCCGAAUCGGGGUCGUUUUGCUGGUGAAAAGCCUCUGUCCUCACCAGAAGUUUGAUUGGACAUUGACAAAAAUAAAUUUUUCCAGUAUUUAGAGCUGCUGUAGCUGUUCCUUAACACAAAAUAGGAUGAAUCAGUAGUGUGUUAGCUGUCUUUCAGGUUGGUGGCAGUCAGUUAGAACAUGUGUAAAAUUCUCUACCUGGUCUGUAGCUGUAACUGUGAUGUACAGGCAAAGCAAAAAUUUAAAACUUAUGAAAACAAAUAAUGCAAUGAUAUUAGGAUAUACACUUUUGUAUUUUUAUUCUUAUAUAAGGUUAUUUGCCGGCUGUUGUUGGCCUCUAGUUCAGUCUGUGUUAUUUAAAAUCUAAUAUAUGAAUUAUUUGGAUUGAAUUCAUGUUUGGGGCCACGUUGUUGUAUGUAUUGAUGUACAGCCUUGAAUGUGAAUAAUUAUUGUAAACUAUAUUUUACAACUUUUUUUCUGGCUUUAUUAUAUAAAUUUUCUAUUCGGUCAAUGAUUUAAUCCUAUAAUUUAAUGAAUCUGUUUUCUUCUCUUUUUUUCAAAUAUUUGUGCUUUAGAUGUAGUUCCUGGAUGAUGAAUUUUCCACGUAUGCUCGGUAGUCUUGUAAUAAAGAGCAUGUAGAGUGUA
Canis lupus familiaris (dog) is the source of this 7136-nucleotide messenger RNA. RefSeq names its product 3-phosphoinositide dependent protein kinase 1 (gene PDPK1). The record is from RefSeq and is a predicted model, not a curated record. NCBI's taxonomy places the organism in Eukaryota, Metazoa, Chordata, Mammalia, Carnivora, Canidae. Gene Ontology annotation, molecular function: ATP binding; protein serine/threonine kinase activity. The coding region runs from base 203 to 1798 and encodes 531 amino acids. Gene Ontology annotation, biological process: peptidyl-serine phosphorylation; intracellular signal transduction. The transcript is spliced from 14 exons.